UUUUCAAAAUACAUUAUUAUUUGGUGCUCCGUAUUCUUGAAACAUCUAAGACAACUUCAGCAUGCUGGCUGGGGAAUUCUGGGAGCUGAAGUCCACACAUCUUAAAAUUACCAAGUUUGAGAAACAUUCAGUUAAGGGCUCUUGAAUAGUCAUCUUCAAUUUUCAAUGUCUCCAAAGUCAUUGAUCUUCUGCUCCCAGAAUUCCUGCCUGCCCUUCCUUUGGAGAAUUCUGGGAAUUGAAGUUCAAAGAUCUUACAGGACACCAGACUGGGUGUGGCUGUUCUGGAACACUGCAUCUGUUCUGGAGAGUUCUAUGGAAGCAGAAUGCCCCACCAGGGCCCCCAUUGUCUGGUCUGGAGAUGUCAUGUUCUGGAAUAAGGAACGCAGCCGAGAAUGGGUUGUGAAAACCUGUCUGUGGCCUUAGCAAUUGUUCUGCUUCUUGAGCCUUGCCUUUCUCUGGCUUGCUUGCAGUGUGACCCCAAUUUUGCUAGCCACUUUUCCUCUUAUGCCCCAAACUUGAGUCGCAAGUCUUGGGGGCUCGGGGUCGUGCCAGCGGCAGGACGAAGGCUGCGGGGCUGGGUUCAAGAUACUCUUCAAGGACUGAACCUCAAGAUUUCCCCCGACAUCCCUAAGGAGAAGUUGCACACCAUAGCUACCACGGUGUAUGGAAAACUCGACAUGUUGUUCAAAAACCACACCUACAAACCUGGUGAUCUUCCAAAAAACCUGGACUCUAUUUUUGAAGAACAAAUCAAAAUGCUACAGGACGCCAUCAUUGAUAGCAGAAUCAAGUGUGAAAACCACUGUGGCAUAAACCACUAUGAAGCUAUCUCCUGUGAGACAUGCAACGCAACCAAACCAACUUGCUUUGGCUAUAGCUGCGAAUCCUCAAAAAAAUGGAAAGAUGCCUUGAAUGACCUCUAUGAAUAUGUGAAGAAUUUGAACACGGAACCAGGGGAGUGGGCAGCGGCCCUAAGACAAGUCCCUGCCUUUAGUCAUUGUACUGCCAAAAGCCCAGAGACACUGAAUUUUACAAGUAUAGGAGAUACUCUGUCAAAAAACUGGCUCAGAUUGAUGGCUUUGAAGGAUAUGGAAGAGGAUGCAGCUCUCUUACAACUACUUGAGCCUAGUUGUUGAACUGUUGAGUUGCUGUUUCUUUUGUGUAACACAAAUGUGACGCACAAAAUAAAAUGA
Molecule: messenger RNA, 1193 nt
Organism: Crotalus tigris (Tiger rattlesnake)
Lineage: Eukaryota; Metazoa; Chordata; Lepidosauria; Squamata; Viperidae
Gene: IZUMO4
Product: IZUMO family member 4
Exons: 11
Coding region: 393-1136 (247 amino acids)
Cellular component (GO): nucleus
Source: RefSeq, a predicted model, not a curated record